Messenger RNA from Schistosoma mattheei, 594 nucleotides. The record is from the annotation of a GenBank genome assembly. NCBI's taxonomy places the organism in Eukaryota, Metazoa, Platyhelminthes, Trematoda, Strigeidida, Schistosomatidae.
GUUCCGACAUGCUUUGGAGCCAUCACAAAAAACUUACGUGAUGCAGGCCAAUAAUAUGACUUUUUCUGAUAUCAGUGAGAAUGUUCGUAGACGUAGGGCAACUGUGAACUUGUCACGUUCCCUUGGUUGUCACAGAACCACUUAUAAUCGGAGGUGGAAUAAAAUGAGAGCUGCUUUAAUGAAAAAAUAUCACUUUCCUUCGGUCAGUGAGUUUGCUAAUGAAAGCACCGUAAAAGAAGUAAAGAGAGAAGUCAGUUGUAAUGAAAGUACUUCGAUUAGUACACCGUCCACUAGCAACAUCAAUCAAAGGCUUCCAGCUAAUAGUGGUAUGAACAUUAAAUUCGUACGUGAAUAUAUAUCUUAUAGGAUGUACUGAAGUGAACUUGUGCUCUACAAAGUUUGUGAAUCGCAAAGAACAGAUGAACGACUUUAUGAUGUAUCUAAUGUCAAAUACAUCACUGAGCAUAAAAGAUGCUGAUCGGGUUCUGUAUGGUCUAAGAUUUCUUAUCCCGGACAUACCGAAAAGCAUCAGAGGCGUUUUGAAGACAUGUCCAUGUGUUCAACCCAAGUUCAUGCGUUUUGUUCUGUCGCAUC